AUGUUUCAACAACAGUUCACCAUUGGCCAUGGCUCAUACGAGCGCUGUCAGACCUUGAGCCUGCCUAGCAUUAAGAGUAUGCAGGAGCUUAGAGCUGGCAUCGCGAAAGUCUUUGCGGUGUCUGACUCUGACUCUAUUUGCUUCUACAACCUGAGAGAUAUCCUCACCUCUCUGGAUGACAUUGAGAAAUGUGAAGCCCCGGUUCAAAUUCGAGUCAACGGCGAAAUCGUGCGGGAGCCUUCCGGGCCCGAACCAUUGCCCUACGUUGGGAAUCGCUAUGAGUUGUACCCAGACCCCCUCGGCAACUACGACAGGCUCUUUGAGCGCUAUGGGCCUGUCAUUAAGACGGUUAACAUGGGAACGACCAUCUACCUCACCAAUGAUCCCAACGUCUCGCGUGAAGUUCUCCGCGAGGGCCAGUUUUUCACCAAAACGACGUCGGAUCCUAGUCAUCCGCUGUACUACAUGAGAAACAACGAGGCGCUCUUCACCUGCGAUAGCGAUGCUCCAGCGUUUAAGCUCGCGCACAAGUACAUCCCGCCAAGCUUGACGCCAAAGGCAGUCCGUCACUAUACGCCAGUUGUGCAGGCUUGCGUCGAUAGGUCGUUCAAGGUCUUCGAUGAGUUGGACGACAAGGAGUUGGCUUUCAACGUGUAUCAUUACACGUUCAAGAUGGCUGGCGAAAUCAUCUGGAAAGUGAUCUUGGGCAUGGACCUGGGCCACUUUGAUGCGAUUGACUCAAAGCCUCAUGAGACCAUCCGCUUACUUGGCGAGUACCUCUCUCUGAUGAAGAAGACUUCGCUUCGAGGCAGCUGGUAUGGAUAUCUCCCAUUCGGCACACCCAAGCGACUUCAUUUGGUCAGGCAGCUACUAUGGGACGGUGUUGCGAAGGGCAUUCAGGACUCCAUCAAAACGUCUGGGGAUCUGCCAAUGAAAGACGCCGCUUUACACGCGACCUGCGUUGCGGAUUACCUGAGGCGCGCGACUGAUGAGAAUGGUGAAAAGCUUCCGGAAGACUUGAUGCUCAGCAACUGCGUCAUCAUGAUCGGGGCAGGAUUUGUGACCACGUCGUCGCUGCUUGCGUGGCUGAUUUACGCCCUGGUGAAAUACCCGGGUAAUCAGCAGCGUCUACUUCAAGAACUUGUCGAUCAUGGAGCUACGCCAGACAAAGAGUGGACCUACGAUGAGUUAAACGACAUGCUCUUCCUCGACAAAUUCGUCAAGGAAACGCAGCGGAUGCACAACCCUUCUUUUCAGACGGCGCGUAACGCGCGAGAAGACGUAGUGCUUCCGGGCGGAUAUUUCCUCCCCAAGGGCUCAGUCAUCAUUCCCACUUUCCCUUCGAUACACAAGAAUGCGGCUCAUUGGGACAAUCCUACGCGUUUUGAGCCUGACAGGUGGGACACGGAAGCCGUGAGAGACCGGCACAAGAUGUCAUACACGCCAUUUGCGGCGGGAACUCGGGGUUGUGUAGGGUACAACCUCGCUCUGCUGGAAGUCAAGAGCGUGAUUGCGAAAUUGGCGUAUCGUUAUCACUUUGAAGAUGCUUCUACUGAGGCUGUGGUUUACGAUCCGGAGUUUAUAGUAGUUCGUCCUUUGAACUUUUACGCCAGGGCGGUCAGACGAACGAGGUGGCCGGAGAAACAAGCGUGA
Molecule: messenger RNA, 1653 nt
Organism: Colletotrichum karsti
Lineage: Eukaryota; Fungi; Ascomycota; Sordariomycetes; Glomerellales; Glomerellaceae
Product: cytochrome p450
Exons: 2
Coding region: 1-1653 (550 amino acids)
Molecular function (GO): iron ion binding; heme binding; monooxygenase activity
Source: RefSeq, a predicted model, not a curated record